AUGUCCUUUUACAAUCGAGGUCCGAUAAGAAGGCCAGCGGUACUUGAUGGCGCAGGAAUCAUCAAAGGAGUGGAGUCUUUCCCUGCGCAUUUCAUCUCAAUGCGAGACCCGAAGAACCCACAUCUGCGCACGGUCGCUGAGGUUCCUAUGGCAAUCCCGCUCCGGAGACCUGCCAUGAUGGUACUCAUGAAUGACUUCCGCUUUGGGGCCCUCAUCCUCAAUGUCUGUAUAUCGCUGAACCCCUGGAUGGUAGCUUCUGCUUCGACACUGUCCGUCCAAGUUGCUAGUACUGCCUUCACCCUGAUCUCUUCAACUACUGGACUUACCAACGCAUCAGUCUCUGCCUCUCGAACGGCCACCUCGCUCGACACCACCAGCAGCCUAGCUUUGAACACGACUUCAGGUGCAAUAACAGCCUCGAAGUCCAUCACGUUACCCUGGAUAUCAUCGCCUGGGCCUGCCAAUGCUACCGCUAUCGUUUCGACAACUACAACCACGACCCGGUUUGUCUCUGCCAAUUCCACGGCAGCGUCGUUGACCUCCAGGAACUCCUCAUCCACGGCAACGUCGUCGACCUCCAAGGGCCCCUCAUCCACGGCAGCGUCGUUGACCUCCAGGAACUCCUCAUCCACGGCAACGUCGUCGACCUCCAAGGGCCCCUCAUCCUCGGUGACUGAGUCUAGCAUAGCUCCGUCCUCGACCAGACGCAAGAACCCUACAUCCUCCGCGACUGAGUCCAGGAUAGCCAAGUCCAAGGACCCCGUACCCUCGGCGACUGAGCCUAGCAUAGCCAAAUCCAAGGGCCACUUACCUUCGGCGACCAAGCCUAGCAUAGCUACAUUUGCACCUGGCGCGCCGCCAGCCAAUGAUCAUAUUGCCAAACUCGCCGAGAUCAUCGUUCCUUCAGUGGUAGGCGGAGCAGGAAUGGGAGUGGCACUGAGGCAGUUUCUUGGAGAGCUGGCGAAGAAGAAACCUGGCGAGAGUGCUGCCAGCAUAGCGCGUUCUCUUAAAAGGGCCCAACGGGUCGAAUUUUUGGAUAAGCUUUCGAGGCAGCAAAGAGAUUGGGAUUUGUUCUGCGAGAGGAGAAUUUUGAUGGAACAGGGUAGAAACCCUGGCAUACUGACCACAGAGCAGGUGAACAGCAUCCGCGCCGUUGAAGAGAGUGGGGAGAGUAUCUGGAGUAGUGAGGGCAUUCCUUCUCUACCCCAUCCCUGUAUUGGGAUUCCAUUUUGUAUAGAUUGGCCAGGCUCGCCUCCCGGAUCAGAUCCGCCCUCAGGACCUGAGGCACCGUCGGAUCCAAAUCCGCCACCGGGACAAAAUCCUCCGUCACAACCAAAUCCGCCAUCAGAUCCAAACCCGCCUUUAGACCCAAACCCACCGUCAGAUCCAAACCCACCGUCAGAUCCAAACCCACCGUCAGAUCCAAUCCCACCGUCAGAUCCAAAUCCGCCACCGGGACAAAAUCCUCCGUCGAUACCAAAUCCGCCUUCAGAUCCAAACCCACCUUCCGGUCCCAACACGCCUGCCGCACCGGAUCCGCCACCAGGACCUGACCCGCCACCAGGACCUGACCCGCCUCCUCCAGCGACCGAAGAAUCAAUCAGACUUGCUAACGAGUUACCACCACUUCCAAAAGCGUUACAUCUGCAAGGUCGAUUUGACCACUUGGACCUUGUCCGCCUGGUCCCUGGGAGAUAUCGAACGUUGCCGCUUGACGCCAAGAUAGUCUACGUCACCAAAUACGGCGAGGAUGUUUGGAGCCAGCGACUUCGAUACUUCAAGGACGCCGAGGCGGCAGCUGUAGGUCUUCAAAACCAGCCGUUGACCGAUUGGAACUUCGAUCACAACGGUGAUCUUGUCGACUAUCGAGGAACGCCGACUAGAGAGCUCAGAAAGGGGAAGCUUCCAAAGGGGGUGGAUCGAGAGAAAUUCCGGUCGGACGUGCGUCGCGUGGGAGAAGAAAUUGAUAGGCUCCAAGAUAUGGAAGAUGUGGAACGAGAACGGGUUUCGAACGCGAACCCGCCGGCCCCACCCCAGGGCCCGCCCCCUGAACCACCGCCUUAUGCACCAAUACCCGCACCCUCACCCGCACCCUCACCCUCACCCAUACCCACACCCACACCUCCACCUCCACCUCCACCUCCACCUCCACCACCACCAGAGCCUACGCCUUCACCGCCACAGCCUCCGCCCGCACCCCCGGAGACUACGCCUCUACCUCCUGCUGAACACCACCAUCAUCAUUCAUAUCCUCAUCCCCAUCACCAUCCCCAUCGUCCCCAGCUGCCUCACCACAAGACGAAAGACUAG
Molecule: messenger RNA, 2310 nt
Organism: Letharia columbiana
Lineage: Eukaryota; Fungi; Ascomycota; Lecanoromycetes; Lecanorales; Parmeliaceae
Exons: 3
Coding region: 1-2310 (769 amino acids)
Source: RefSeq, a predicted model, not a curated record